CCAAGACGGACUAUUUUUACAGUCGGAUGCAAGUGAAGAUGAGAUCAGCCACAAAGAAACAUUUUCAGAUGGACGCUUGCACACACUUGAACAGCUUUGGGUGGCGAACACAUAAGUGAGCCAUUCUACAUGUGACAGCUACAUGCAGUGUUUCAUUAGUUGAUGUGACCCAGUUUGAUGUGCGUUAGCUUCAGUGCAGAAGGAAGUGAUGCGAGACAUUAACCUCAAGAGAACGUGCAAUUCUGCACUGUAACAUCACACAAAGCCUGGAUCGCUGGCUUAUCAGCUCACAGCAGCUUUCUGUCAGGGCUUCUUGGCCAAGCGGCUAUCAGAAAGAACACACCACUGUCACCACAGGAAACUCACCCCUGUCUUUUCCCUUAGUCUGUUGUCAUCGUGAGAGAUUGUUUCGAGCCACUUUGACAUUCACCAUGUAAGUGUUCACCUCAUUAGUAUGCAUUUCAUUUGUUUAAUGUCAAAGGACUGUCAAAACUUUCGGGUCAGGUAAGGACUUCCUUUUCACUUACAUUUUUAUAGGAUUGUGCACCUGUGAUUUUGUUAUGAACCUGCUUUUUUGCAUCAGCGUCUGAUCCAAAUGGACCCUCUAGACGGAACCGAUAUUGAAGCAAACCCAACAGGUAGUGAGAUGAUGGAACUUCCUGUUCUGACUCAACCUGGCCUCGGAGUGACCACGACAACAGUGACCACUAUCUCUCAAACGGGAGGAGACUGGAGCACAGGACUGUUCGCAGUGUGCGGUGACACCAGCACAUGUCUGAUGGGUGCGUUUGUGCCCUGCUGUUUGGACCUGAGUCUGGCUCAUCAGUAUGGAGAAUGCAUGUGUCUGCCUCUGCUGCCUGGCUCCACGUUCGCCAUGAGGGUGGGCAUUCGAGAGCGCUAUAAAAUCAGGGGCAGUGUGUGUGAGGACUGGACUACAGUAUACUGCUGCUACCCUCUGGCCCUCUGUCAGAUGAUCAGAGAGAUGAAGAAGAGGCUGAAGACACAGAUCUACACCGUUUCUACCACGCUGGAGAGCUCCUGAGAAACUGUGUGUGUGUGUGUGUACACUGCUCAGAUUUUCUUUUCUUAUCUGUGUUUUUGCCGAUGCUAAAAGUCUCAGUUGUCAGGAUGUUUAUUACCCGGGGUCCUGAACUUCAUGCAGGGUUAGAUAUAUCAGUACUCUGCUUGAAGAUUGAUGCCGCUGACAUUUCCAACUGACGGAGAGUUGGGGUGGAAAAGAGGUUUCUGAUGGCUUCUGGGACUGUGUACUGCAUGCUUUGAUUUCAGAUUGCUCUCUCAUGGUCAUUAUACAUAUGCAGGCUUCGCUACAUGGAUUCAGUCUGGAUCGUGUCACUAGUUUUAAUCGGAUUUCAAAGUCUGAGUCAAAACUGAUAUGACCUCUCAUUUGAUCUAAAAUAAAAUGUUAUAAAAAUAUAUAGUGUGUAUUAUGUAAUACCUUAAACCUUCAAAUAAUUGAAAUAUGAUAAACCUGUGAUAAACAAACAACCAAGCAAUAUAUAAAUUGAUUAGUGACUCAUGCAUGUUGCCAUUAAAUCUUACAUUUUACAUUUACAAUUA
Molecule: messenger RNA, 1578 nt
Organism: Carassius carassius (crucian carp)
Lineage: Eukaryota; Metazoa; Chordata; Actinopteri; Cypriniformes; Cyprinidae
Product: PLAC8-like protein 1
Exons: 4
Coding region: 596-1042 (148 amino acids)
Source: RefSeq, a predicted model, not a curated record